Messenger RNA from Ailuropoda melanoleuca (giant panda), 4489 nucleotides. RefSeq names its product rhomboid domain containing 1 (gene RHBDD1). Gene Ontology annotation, cellular component: membrane; endoplasmic reticulum. The record is from RefSeq and is a predicted model, not a curated record. NCBI's taxonomy places the organism in Eukaryota, Metazoa, Chordata, Mammalia, Carnivora, Ursidae. Gene Ontology annotation, biological process: negative regulation of apoptotic process; cellular response to unfolded protein. Gene Ontology annotation, molecular function: serine-type endopeptidase activity. Bases 377 to 1327 code for a protein of 316 amino acids. The transcript is spliced from 8 exons.
UUCCGCGUCUGUUUGGCACCCCUCGAAUCGUCGGUUCCGCCGGGUGUCUGGCGCCCUUUUUCCAGGGCCGCGGCACCGGGCUGUGAGGGGAUGGCGGGCGCCAGUCAGCACUUCCCGGAGGCCGGGCUGGGAGCCGGGUUGGUGGCGCGCUUCCGCGUCCUGGGCACACUGGUCAAGUUCGGGAGCCGGUGGUCUCAAAUCCCAUCCCCCUCAGAGGUCAAGGAUUCUGCCUUCCAUAUGAAUGAUAUUCAUACUCAAGACAGGCUAUUAUAAACAACAGUUGGGCAGUGUCUUAUUAAGGUUCAGCUGCCUAUGUAUCUUUCCUGAUUCCUAAAACCUGACCACAUUUUCCCAGCUACUGGGUUGAUAUCUAACCAUGCAGAGGAGAUCAAGGGGAAUUCAUGCCGGACUUAUUCUGCUCCUCUCUCAAAUCUUCCAUGUUGGGAUCAGCAAUAUUCCACCUGUCACCCUAGCAACUUUGGCUCUCAACAUCUGGCUCUUCUUGAAUCCUCUGAAACCGCUGUUUGAGUCCUGCCUUAGCGUGGAGAAGUGUUACCAGCAAAAAGACUGGCAGCGCUUACUGCUUUCUCCUCUUCACCACGCAGACGACUGGCAUUUGUAUUUCAAUAUGGCAUCCAUGCUAUGGAAAGGAAUAAACCUGGAAAGAAGACUAGGAAGUAGAUGGUUUGCCUACAUCAUUGUCACAUUCUCCGUACUCACUGGAGUGGUGUACCUGUUCUUGGAAUUUGCUCUUGCAGAAUCUAUGGGUGAACCUGGCUUCAGAAGGAACUGUGCCGUAGGUUUCUCAGGAGUUUUGUUUGCUUUGAAAGUUCUUAACAACCAUUAUUGCCCUGGAGGCUUUGCCAACGUUUUGGGCUUUCCUGUACCCAACAGAUUUGCUUGUUGGGCAGAACUUGUGGCUAUUCAUUUCAUCUCGCCAGGGACUUCCUUCGCCGGGCAUCUGGCCGGGAUUCUUGUUGGACUAAUGUACACUCAUGGGCCUCUGAAGAAAAUCAUGGAAAAAUGUGCAGGCAUUUCUUCCUCCAGUAUGCAUUAUCCUGGACAGCAGUACCCCUUUAACAGUUCAGGCUACUCCAGAUAUCAGGAUGAUUACCCAUAUGGCAGGCCAGGUUACUCUGAAGAUGUACCCAGGAACUAUGAUGCAUACACAGCAGGACUGAGUGAGGAGGAACAGCUGGAGAGAGCAUUAAGAGCCAGCCUCUGGGACCGAGGAGCCAGCGGGCCGAGCCCCCAGCCCUACGGGUUCCGUCUCUCCCCAGAAGAAGAAAUGAGAAGGCAGCGGCUUCGCAGAUUUGACCACCAGUGACGGGUCCAGCUGCCGGAUUAUUGCCCACUGGGUUCCUCCCCCGAGCCCCGAUUUACACGGAAGCGGGGCACUGCGUCCUCUGUCGUUGGCCUCAACUCGCCGUCCCGUGGCCCCGUGGGUCCCCACACACGGCUGCACUGACUUGCCCUGAAACCAGCCUUCUGGGUUCACCCCCAUGACAGCACAGUUCCCAGAGCUGUGACCUGUGUCCUGGAGCAGCCAGCAAAGCAGCGGCAGGUGCUAGAGGCGGAGGAAAGCAGAGUCGCUUGCUGGGCUGAGAAAUCCCUCCGAGGAGGUACUGGUUUCUCAUAAAAAGUGCCUUUUAAAGGACCACGGUAACAGCCACUUGUCCUGGCCGGGCGUCCAAGAUCCCCCAGGACCCCUGCAGCGGUAGUGCCCACAGGCUGUCCACGUCCCUCCUGGUGCUUGUGCUCCAUGAAUAAAAGGACAAAGUCAGGUAUCACUGCUAUCUUAUCGUCAUGGAGAUAUUUAUUUUUAAAGAGCGUUAGAAGCAGAAAAGGAUCCUCUUAUUUUCAUUUAUAUUCCUAGCAUUUAUAUAUAGUUUUCUGAUAAUGAAAGUAAUAUGUAUGCCUUCUGUAUGCACAAAGCAAACACCUGAAGGGAAUAUACCCUUAUGUUAGCAGAGGUGUUCUUUGCGGGUAGAGCACAUAGGAUUUUUGCUUUCUGGUUUUUUACAAUUUUAUAUUGAAGUCUUUUUUAAAUGUGUGUAUUUGUAUGUAUGUGUAUUGCUUUUGCAGUCAGGAAAACUGAUUCAUGUAAUAAUAAAGCAAGAACUAUAUAAUCAGGAAAAUACACUAUUUAAUAAGUACUAUGUCUCCACUGAGAAAUUCACAAUAUAAAAAAUACAAAUAAAUACAUGUACAAUAUUAAAAUCAACUAUAUUCUCACCACUUAUAGGUACCCAAGGUUAACAUUUUGGGGGCAUGACUCUCAGUUUUUCUUUGUACACGUUGGACACACUUGGAGCAUACCACCCAUGCGGUUUGGUAUCCACUUCCUCAUCUGAAUUGAUCCGGGAGACGCUCUGAUGCCUGCAUCCAAAUGAGCUAAGAAAACCCUCAGGUCCUGGGGGCAUUCUGACCCGCAGGAGGAUACCUGGGCUCCGCAGGGUCAUUUAUAAUCCGUGUGAAGCUGCGUACUGCUUGUUUAUAAUAUGAGUCAUGUCUCUGAGUCUGGCAGCCUUACAACGUUAAAAUCUUCAAGUUACAGUCAUUUCUCUCGCUCCCAAACUCUACGGAUUUGCCUCCCGUUCCCCCGAUUCUUACACCAUCUUCUCCUGGCACAUCGUAAAGGUAAUUCUGUGAUAGCACUGACGUCUUGCCCUGUUACUGUUUAUGCACGACUACACGAAAGUGAGCCUUCUGCACCGGGAGUGUGGACUGUGAAUGGCUCGGGGACAAGGACUGUGUCUUAUCUUUCCGCACUGUCCCUCUCUCCCCUGCCACCACCCAAAGGCUGGCCCUGGCUCCUGGGGGCACUCCCUGAAUGUUUUCCCACCAAGCUGUUCUUUCUGUGACAUUCAAGUCCAACCACUGUAUCUGUAAGUAGUUUUCUUAACGGCUGUGGAGUCCAGUAAUAGUAGCUCCUUGCUCUGUUCCUAUACAAAUAGAUAGAGGACACCAGAAUUGGAUUUUGUGUGGUAUAAAUGACAAAACAUGCACACCUUUAUUUAUGGAGCGGAACAUCACUCAACUUCAGAGAUGUGGGAAAGGUCAUCUUAGUUAUAAAUACAAACCAAGUAUCUUAGCACAGCAACGAACAUGUUUUAGAAAUCAUUGUAAUUACUUUGUUGUUGAUAGACUGGCCUGUGACCAAUGCUUAUUAUUUUCAGUGUCCAUCUUAUUUUUUUUUUCCUGCAAUAAGGAAUCCCCAAAGGUAUGUCAACAAUCUGGAAUUGGAUUGACAAAGACAAAAGCAAGUGUGUUAGACGAAUUACCUCUAGAAGAGAAUCAGCAUUUAGGGCUGUUUUAAAAUUUGGUUGGUAGUUUGGUUAAUAGCAGUUUCCUGACUGUUAAGCAUCCAGUCGCCAUACUUUGGUUGUGGUCAGCCCACUUAGGAGACCUCUCAAUCCAGCAUCUUUCUGAAGAUGAGGGAAUGGUUACGGUGGCUUCCUUAUAAGGACCUCGAGUGCACUGCCCGUGAUUCCAAAGUCCUCCCUUGCUAUUCGAGCCCCCUCCAUCUUCUGAAGCCGGGUGCUGCCGAGGCAUAGGCCCACAGUGAGUGGCCGGGUCUGGUGGGAGCAGGGCCAGCCUACAUAUCUGACACCCGUUCUGCCACUGGGGGAGCGGAUAUAGAAGCCAUGAGACCCGCCAUCCAGAACAGCCCGUAAGACAGACAGGGUGUGGCAGCACUGGCCUCCUCGUUCCCAGGCUUCAUAUCUCUUGAGAGGUUCAGGAUUCAGUAAAGAAUUGUAUUCAGUUGGUCAUUUUUAUCAAGGCUUGUAUGUACAGCUCUUCCUUUCCUUCCGGUGGGGUAUGGCAGCCCUUUCCUGGGUUAUGGCUUUGGUUUUGGCUUCGCCCCACUCAUGCAUUUUAGAACCACAGACUCCACUUACGGGACCUUAACGUCUCCCAAUUCAUUGCUCUACUCGACACUUAAAAUCUCUCUUCACUCAGCUCUGCCAACUCAUCCUCCAAAGUUAACUCUCGUGCUGAGCACUCGUCACCUCCGGACCCUUUACUGUCUCUGCUGCCAAAGCAUGAAGGUCAGACUCAACAGCCUCUGCCAUGGGGCUCCGGCCAAGCUUUCGACCUCAUUCCCCGUUAUCCGUAACAGUCUGCGCUGUUCACGGGUCUCCCCGUCUAAGGCAUGAGCUUUCCUGACCCUGUGACUUGACUGUGACGUGCUUUUAUGUGGGACAGUCUUUUCCUCUCUCUCAGCCCAUCCGGACCCUCCCCAUCCUGCCUCCAGAUACCACAGCCCAGAAUGAUCUACUGCUCUUGUUGGCUGUUGGUCGUAGUUUCCACAGCCUCUUGGAAUUGCUCGGUAUCGUGCAAUGAGAUUGUAAGCUUCAUGAGGCAGGGACCAUGACUGUUUCUGUGUAUCUCCUCACAGUACCUUGAACAGUGCUCUGUCUGGAAUGUCAGAACCAAUAAAUGCCUAUGGAUUGAAACAGAGAGAAGCUAAUUUAUACCAUCACCA